Messenger RNA from Callorhinchus milii (elephant shark), 1739 nucleotides. RefSeq names its product SRY-box transcription factor 14 (gene sox14). The transcript has a single exon. NCBI's taxonomy places the organism in Eukaryota, Metazoa, Chordata, Chondrichthyes, Chimaeriformes, Callorhinchidae. Gene Ontology annotation, biological process: anatomical structure morphogenesis; positive regulation of transcription by RNA polymerase II; cell differentiation. Gene Ontology annotation, molecular function: DNA-binding transcription factor activity, RNA polymerase II-specific; RNA polymerase II cis-regulatory region sequence-specific DNA binding. The coding region runs from base 18 to 737 and encodes 239 amino acids. The record is from RefSeq and is a predicted model, not a curated record.
CCUCUCCCUCCCGCAAGAUGUCUAAGCCUGCAGAUCACAUCAAGAGACCUAUGAACGCUUUCAUGGUCUGGUCAAGGGGGCAGAGGAGGAAGAUGGCCCAAGACAACCCCAAAAUGCAUAAUUCUGAGAUUAGUAAGAGACUGGGCGCCGAAUGGAAGUUACUUUCAGAGGCUGAAAAAAGACCAUACAUUGAUGAAGCCAAAAGGCUGAGAGCACAGCACAUGAAAGAGCACCCAGACUACAAGUACAGACCCAGGCGCAAGCCCAAGAAUCUCCUGAAGAAGGACAGGUACGUCUUUCCUUUGCCUUACCUUGGGGACACUGAUCACUUGAAGGCUGCAGGACUGUCUGUGUCUGCAACUGAUUCGCUGCUGAGCGCAUCGGAGAAAGCUAGGGCUUUCCUGCCCCCAUCAGCACCUUACUCCUUGCUUGACCCAAGUCAGUUUGGCUCCAGUGCUUUACAGAAGAUGACCGAGGUGCCGCACGCCCUGGCCACCACCACCUUGCCCUACGCAUCCACCUUGGGAUACCAAAAUGGGGCAUUUGGGAGUUUGAGUUGCCCAAGCCAGCACACACAUACCCAUCCAUCACCAACCAAUCCUGGCUACGUAGUUCCCUGUAACUGUACCGCUUGGUCCGCCUCUAGUUUACAACCACCCGUUGCUUACAUACUUUUCCCUGGGAUGACGAAGGGUGGGCUAGACCCCUACACUUCAGCACAUGCACCUGCAAUGUAAGCCAAAAAGAGAGAGCGAGAGAGAGAGAGAGAGAGAGAGAAUUAUCUAUGAACUUGAAUUCAACAUUGCAUGUUCAAUACACACAACAAAAACUGAAAUCCGAAAUGAUCAAAAAAUGCUGAGCCUGGAAGGGAUUCCAACAGAACUGUCAAAGAAUGAAUGAAUGAAUGAAUGAACAGUACUGAGAUAGAUUCCCUCGACUCCAGCACAAAGAGCCGCAAUGUAAGCCAAAAUAAUAUAAUACUAAAUAAAAAAAAAGACUGCCUCGGAUCUUAAAUUCUACAUUGCAUGUGACACUAAGGACUCCAAAAAAAAAAAAACUUUUCCCGAGUCUGAUGCAGACUCUUUAAGAAAUAUAAAAAAGGGAACUUUGACAUGGAUUUUAAAACAAGAAGCAUCUAUAAGCAUGACUUUUUUGGGGGAUAUGUUGCUCAAGGCAGGUUACAGAACUGUAAAAUUGUAUAUGUUCUCUUUUAAUCGCUGCCACUUUAAAAAAAAAGCAGCUUUGAUUUUAUUUAUUAUUAUGUAUAUUGAGUCUAUAAUACAAUGUUGUCUUUUUUUUGGGACCUGAACUCUUUAAGUCCUUAAAUUUACUUUGCACAACAUUUAAAAAAAAACCUGUAUUAAAUGUUACCAUCAAACAGUAAUAAGUAGCCAUUUUCCUAAUUUCAAAAGCAUUUUGAGAAAUAACGUUUAACAUUAUGAUAAGGGGGUAUUGUUUAUAUUUUAAAAGAAAAUGGACAGAGUAAGAAUAGAGUGUUUGCUUAUAUUAAAGAUAGUCCUCACUUUUUUUUUGUUCGUCCAGUGAAAUCGUUUAUGGUUUUAUUUUAGACAGAACUUCAGCUAUGAAGCAGCGUUGUAUUUUUUAAAAAAUGACAAUUUAAAUAUGUUAACGUAUGUCUUGAAAACAAGCUGUAUCCGGAAGGAUUUUACCUCGUACUCUGUUCAAUGGCUGAACAAAGACAAUGUUUUAAAUAAAGACAAACUGUCUACAAAUAUUUA